UUGUCAAAUACACGUGUUUUAUUUUACUUAAAAUUUAUAUAGAAAUUAAUAGAAAUAAGCAAAGACAAUACAAAGUUUAAGUUUAAUAGCAGUUAGAAUGCAGAGCAAUAUUUAUAUUAGACGACGGUGAAAAAUAUUAACGUACAUAAAAAUGCCACCUUUUCGUAUUGGUUUUUUAAAGAGAAAGGUUAAUCCUGAUGAACCUAGAAAUGACACCACUGAGGAAGAAAUAACAGAUAUUAAAAGUGAUGAAGAAUUAAUAAAGGGUGAUUUGGAUGGUGGAAGUGAUGCAGCAGAUUCUGAUUGUGAAGAAGAACCUGUUGAAUCUGAUGUUGAGAGAGAUGCCGUGUUGUUCGAUGACAGUGCAGACUCAGUCCUCGGAGAAAACGAUGAUGCAGAAGACACAGAUGAGUCAGAUGGCACGGAGUUGAGUAGUUCAGAGGCAGAGAACAGUGAUGAGAAUAAUUCAGAAGCAAGUGAAAGCGAGAAUAGCAAGGAUAGCGGUGCGGAGUCCGGGACUAGCAAUGUGCAGAGCUUGCCUAACACAAGUGGCCAGUCCACACAGAGGAGCAACAGGAGAUUAUCACAGAGAAAGGCGACGGUAAAAGAGAAAGUCGGCGCCGCUGAGCGAGCUGCUGAGAGCAAACAAACACGGGACCAAAUAGACGUGUUGAGUGAGAGAAUAAGUGCAGCAAAUGUUUCCACACAGCCCGUGCAACAGAGAGAUGAGUACGAGUCUGGUGACACGUCAGAUGAAGAGGACAGAGUGAACACAGCGGGGGAUGUGCCCAUGUGGUGGUACAAUGAGUACCCUCACGUGGGCUACGACCUGGACGGACGACGGAUAGGCAAGCCUCCGCAACGCGAUCAGAUUGAUGAGUUUCUCAGAAAAUGUGAGGAUCCCGAGUUCUGGCGCACCGUGAAGGACCCAAAUACCGGACAGGACAUCGUGCUGUCCAAGGACGAUCUCAAGCUGAUAGAGAGACUGCGAACCAGCCAAAUACCCUCCGAGUCACAUGAUGAAUAUGAGCCGUGGGUGGAGUGGUUCUCCAGCCAAGUGCUCGCUACUCCGGUGCGCGCAUUCCCCGAGCACAAGCGCUCGUUCCUGCCGUCGCGCGGGGAGCAGCUUCAGGUGGCGCGAAUCGUGCACGCGCUCAAGAUGGGCUGGACCAAGACGAGACGACAGCGCGCGCGCGACCGUCGCCGGGAUAAGGUGAAGAAGUUCUACGACCUGUGGGGUUCCGGCGAGGUCGAGGCCGAGGGUGGCUCCGGGCCCCGUGCGCGACCAGUGCCUGCUCCUCGGAGGCCGCCGCCCACUCACGCCGAGAGCUACAACCCUCCACCCGAGUACCUGCUCGAUAACAAAGAGAUGAAAGAGUGGGAAAAACUGAGCGAGACCCCAUGGAAGCGUAAGUACACGUUCCUGCCGACGAGGCACGCAGCGCUGCGGGAGGUUCCUGCCUACCCGCGCUACGUGCGUGAACGGUUCCUGCGAUGCCUCGACCUGUAUCUGGCGCCGCGUGCUAUCAAGAUGCGGCUGACAAUUAACGCGGAGGACCUGGUUCCGAAGCUGCCGUCUCCGCGCGAUCUGCAACCCUUCCCCACGAGCGAGUCGCUGCAGCUACGCGGCCACACCGGUCUUGUGCGCUCAGUAGACUUCGACCCCAGUGGCCAGUAUAUCGUUAGCGGCGGAGAUGACGAAACCGUGCGAGUGUGGGAGACCAGCACAGGGCGGUGCCUGCGUACCGUGGAUGUGUGUGGACCAGUGGCUCGCGUGCUGUGGACGCCGGCGAGUGGACUCAGCCUGGUGGCAGCUGCCGUGGGUGAUGAGCUGCUAUUCCUGAACCCUGGCGCGGGUGUGGGCGCCCACCGCGUGGCCGAGAGGACCGACGAACUUCUGGAGCGUGCGCCACCCCAACACGACGUCGUCAUGGAUGAGCGCACACGCGCUUGCGUCACGUGGCACGAGGUGGCAGCGGACGGUGAGCGAUGGGCUCGCGGAGUACGGAUCGUCAUCUCACACUUCAAGCAGCUCGUACACCUGAGCUGGCACGCGAAGGGCGACUACGUGGCGGCCACGGUGCGCGAGGGCGGGGCCCGCUCCGUGGUGGUGCACCAGGUGUCGCGGCGCCGCUCGCAGCUGCCGUUCAGACGCGCGGCCGGCCUGGUGCAGGCGGCCAUCUUCCACCCGCAGCGGGCCCAGCUGUUCGUGGCCACGCAGCGCGCCGUGCGAGUGUACGACCUGCUCAAGCAGGAACUGGUCCGCAAGCUGCGCACGGGCGCGCAGUGGGUGAGCUCGCUGGCCGUCCACCCCCGAGGCGACCACCUGCUGGUGGGCUCGUACGACCGCAAGCUGGUGUGGUUCGACCUGGAGCUGUCGGGGCGGCCGUACCAGACGCUGCGCCUGCACGGCUCGGCCGUGCGCUCGGUCGUGUUCCACCGGCGGUACCCGCUGUUCGCGAGCGGCGGCGACGACCGCGAUAUCGUCGUCUCGCACGGCAUGGUUUACAACGACCUGCUCCAGAACCCGCUGCUGGUGCCACUGAAGCAGCUGCGGGCAGGCGAGCCCCGCGACCAGCUCCGAGUGCUGGACCUGCGGUUCCACCCCACGCAGCCCUGGCUGCUGGCCGCCUGUGCGGACUCCACGCUGCGCCUCUACACAUAGGCGACAACACUGACAACAAUAAAAUAUCUUGGACGAAACUAA
Messenger RNA from Leptidea sinapis, 2707 nucleotides. RefSeq names its product ribosome biogenesis protein BOP1 homolog. The coding region runs from base 152 to 2665 and encodes 837 amino acids. The transcript has 14 exons. NCBI's taxonomy places the organism in Eukaryota, Metazoa, Arthropoda, Insecta, Lepidoptera, Pieridae. Gene Ontology annotation, cellular component: PeBoW complex; preribosome, large subunit precursor. Gene Ontology annotation, molecular function: ribonucleoprotein complex binding; protein binding. Gene Ontology annotation, biological process: maturation of LSU-rRNA from tricistronic rRNA transcript (SSU-rRNA, 5.8S rRNA, LSU-rRNA); ribosome biogenesis. The record is from RefSeq and is a predicted model, not a curated record.